AUGGAGUUCCGCAUCAACCCGGAGUGCUACCACCGCAUGUGCAAGACGUGCGUCGAGCGCAUCUUCAAGGACGGGCCCAACCAGUGCCCCUACGCCGGCUGCCACAAGACGCUGCGCCUACGCGGCUUCAAGGCCGCCUUUUUCGGCGACCUCGGCGUCGAGCGCGAGGUGGACAUUCGGCGCCGCGUCGCGCACGUCUUCAACAAGGUCGAGGAUGACUUUGAGACGCUCGACGACUACAACGACUACCUCUACAUGGUCGAGUGCCUGACCGACGACCUCGUCAACGGGCCCGCCGAGGCGCGCGCAAAGGCAGAGGCCCAGCUGGCCGAGUGGGAGGCCCGCCACAAGGCCGAAAUUGAGCGCAACCGCAAGCUCGCCCGCGAGUCGGACGAGUCGCGCCAGAAGCGCCUCGCCGCCGAGCAGGACGCCGCCCGCUCCCGCCGCCUGCAGGAUCUCCAGGACGAGGCCGACGAAAAGGCCAGCGCCGCCCGCUUCCGCGAGGAGAUGCUCAACUCGCUGCAAAACGCAGACGUCGGCCGCGCCGGCGAGGCCCUCGACCGCGUCCUCCUCAAGAAGCGCGGCCAGCAGAAGCGCGACGCCGCCCUCCACGCCGGAGCCGGCCCCGGCGGCCUGUCCAUCCGCGGCCUGCGCGACAAGACCAAGCCCAUUGUCGACGACGGGCCCUACGACCCCUUUGGCGGGCUCGACCUCGCUCCGCGCCGCGUCGACCUGGGGCCCGACUGCCUGCGCGACUACCACAGCGAGUGGAUCGACGCCAUCCGCUCCAAGGAUGAGUACCUGGUCGGUGGCUACGGCGCCGACGAGUACAUCUCGCGCGCCCUCUUCGAAGCCUUUUCCGGCCUCGGCGUCUUUGUCGCCGACGACAAGUCCGACCGCGCCGUGCCCACCGUCAUCGCCAGGGAGGCCGGCGCGCCAGGGCAGACGGCCGGCAAGAUGGACACGGAGGACGUGUUUUAA
Messenger RNA from Hirsutella rhossiliensis, 981 nucleotides. Its product is annotated as CDK-activating kinase assembly factor MAT1 domain-containing protein. Gene Ontology annotation, biological process: DNA repair; regulation of cyclin-dependent protein serine/threonine kinase activity; regulation of transcription by RNA polymerase II. Lineage: Eukaryota; Fungi; Ascomycota; Sordariomycetes; Hypocreales; Ophiocordycipitaceae. The record is from RefSeq and is a predicted model, not a curated record. The transcript has a single exon. Bases 1 to 981 code for a protein of 326 amino acids. Gene Ontology annotation, cellular component: transcription factor TFIIH holo complex.